Molecule: messenger RNA, 3215 nt
Organism: Haliotis rufescens (red abalone)
Lineage: Eukaryota; Metazoa; Mollusca; Gastropoda; Lepetellida; Haliotidae
Product: high affinity cationic amino acid transporter 1-like
Exons: 14
Coding region: 262-2106 (614 amino acids)
Biological process (GO): transmembrane transport; amino acid transport
Cellular component (GO): plasma membrane
Molecular function (GO): amino acid transmembrane transporter activity
Source: RefSeq, a predicted model, not a curated record
UUCAUGUCAGGUGACACACUCGUUUUGUUACCUGUAAACCAACGCAUGGGGUCACGUGUGUAUAACGACCCUGUUUUGCAGACAAUGUAGGAUGUACCUAAACAGUGUGUCUAUCCAGAACACAGUUAUCCGUGAAUUUGAACUCUAAUCAGCUCUAAUCAGCCGAUAAUCCUAUCGGCGAUCACUUCACAGAUAUUGUCGUAAGCAUGCCAAGCCUUCGCGUGCAAAAGAACUCAAACUGAAGACCCGCUCGGAGACAACAUGUCAAAGUCAGCUAGAAUUUUGUUCUUUUUUAACAAACUUGCUCGAAAGAAACACAUCAAUCCAAGUGAAGAAACCUCAUUGGCCAGAGUUCUUACAACAUGUGAUCUGAUUGGUUUAGGUAUCGGGAGUACCCUGGGUGCAGGUAUCUACGUCGUAGCGGGGCAGGUAGCUCGUCAAACAGCAGGCCCUUCUGUUGUCCUGUCCUUUCUUAUAGCAGCUGUGGCAUCAGUUUUCGCAGGGAUAUGCUAUGCUGAGUUUGCUGCCCGGGUCCCGAAAGCAGGAUCAGCCUAUGUGUACAGCUAUGUUACUGUCGGGGAGCUGAUUGCCUUUGUCAUUGGCUGGAACCUGAUCCUGGAAUAUGUGAUAGGCACAGCGAGUGUGGCGCGAGCAUGGAGCUCCUAUUUCGACUCCCUCGUCGACAACAAAAUACAGGACUUCUUCAAGGAAAACAUGCCUAUGCACGUUUCAGGGUUGUCGGAAUACCCUGAUUUCUUCGCAUUCAGCAUCACCUUAGUUCUGACAGUCCUACUUGCUGUUGGUGUGAAGGAGUCGACGAUGUUCAACAACAUCUUCACCGUUGUCAACCUGCUGGUUGUUACCUAUGUCGUCGUGUGCGGGCUGUUCAAGGUUGAUGGUGACAACUGGUCAAAAUCGGAAUCAGAGGUUCCAAGUGAUGCGGGGACGGGGGGGUUUAUGCCCUUCGGCUUUUCAGGGAUGAUGUCCGGCGCAGCCACCUGCUUCUACGCCUUUGUCGGCUUCGACUGCGUAGCUACCACAGGUGAAGAGGCCAAGAACCCCCAGCGUGCGAUCCCCAUGAGCAUCGUGGUGUCCCUGUUGGCCAUCACCCUGGCGUACUGUAGCCUGUCCACGGUCCUUACCCUCCUCUGCCCCUACUACCUCCUCGACCCCAACGCUCCACUCCCCCUUGUGUUCGACCGGCUGGGCUGGGGGGUGGCCAAAUACAUCAUCGCCGUGGGGGCAAUCUGUGGACUCUCUACCAGUCUUCUCGGCGCCAUGUUUCCUCUACCCAGAAUCCUCUAUGCAAUGGGGAAUGAUGGCCUUCUGUUUCGGUUCCUUGGUAAAGUUAUCCCUCGUUUCCAGACCCCCGUGGUAGGGACGAUGAUCUCAGGUGUAUUUGCAGGUGCCAUGGCGAUGCUGUUCGACCUGAAGGAGUUGGUGGACAUGAUGUCGAUAGGCACACUGCUGGCCUACACCCUGGUGGCUGUCUGUGUUCUUAUACUCAGGUAUCAGACAGACGAAUACCUGACAGGUGAAGUGCCUGACCAGGCUAUUACCAGGAAGAUCUCGUCCCGGGACCUCUUCAGUCCACGGAGUAGCGACCCCACUAGCAUCUCAGGCAGCUUAACAUCGUACAGUGUAGGACUGCUUCUUCUUGCGAUCACUGCUUUGUGUGCCAUGUUAAUCUACGCGGAGCCGUACCUGGUAAAGCUUUCAUGGUGGGCAAUACUCCUGACAAUUGUGUUUGGCUCUGCUGUGCUGCUGGCUGUCAUCGUUGUCUGGAGACAACCACAGAAUAAAUCUAAACUAUGGUUUAAGGUUCCAGGCCUACCCUGGAUUCCUGCUCUGAGUGCCUUCAUCAACAUCUAUUUAAUGAUGAAACUCUCAGUCCCUACAUGGAUCAGAUUUGGAGUCUGGAUGGCUAUAGGAUUUUCCAUUUACUUCACCUACGGCAUCUGGCAGAGCAGCGGUUCCCUUAACCCCGAGCACAACAACCUUCCUGCCUCAAAGUUAGAACUCCUGAAAGAUGAUGAUGAUGAGGAUGUAUCAUUGAUACAGCGUCCUCAUGAACAGCUGUAUAGUGAUGAAGAAUCCGGGACGUAAUACAAAAUACUGCAUUUGCUCCACAAAGAGGGAGAAGUGGGGUGAUGAGCCACAAAAAUAGAAUUCUUGUUUUCUGGUGGCUGGACUGAUCCAUCCAAUAACUCGUUACCCUCAGAUAUUUAACAUUCAGCACUAGUUGUGCGACCUCAUCAAAACUUGCAUUAAACUAUAUGUUUAUUGUUUGUCCCCCAACUAACCAUAUCUUAUAUACCGGUACAUAUAUAUCUAACUUAUUUUUAUGACCUGAAACUGAAGUAUUUUAUGUUUGUUUUGUUCAAUAUGUCUCACCAUGUGUGUUAUACAGUGGUGUGAUGAUAAAAUGUGUUACAUAACACAUUUAGUGAAUGUGUUUAAUAAUGUGUUACAUUGCACAUUUGGUGAAUGUGUUAAGUAAUGUGUUACAUAACGCAUGGGAUGAAUGUGUUAAAUAAUGUGUCACACAACGCAUGGAUGAAUGUGUUAAAUAAUGUGUUACAUAACGCCUGUUGUAAAUAUGUUACAUACCCCUGUGGUGAAUGUGUUAAAUAAUGUGUUACUUAAUGCAUGUUGUGAAUGUGUUAAAUAAUGUGUUACAUAACACAUGUGAUGAAUGUGUUAGAUAAUGUGUUACACAAUGCAAGUGAAUGUGUUACAUGAUGUGUUACAUAACGCAUCUAGUGAACUUGUUAAAUAAUGUGUUACAUAACGCAUGUGAUGAAUGUGUUAAAUCACGUGUUACAUAAUGCAUGUGAUGACUGUGUUAAAUAAUGUAUUACAUAAUGCAUGUGGCGAAUUUGUGUUAUGCAAAGUGUUCAAUCUCAUUAAAAUCAGAUCUUAGUUCUCGCUACCGCUAAACAAAGAUCUGAGGACACCCUAUUACAGGUCACAUCGGACGUACCUUGCACGAACUUUGAUCGACCAACGAAACGACUGACAAGAAGUCGACAUUAGCCAAUCAGAAGGCAGCUUUCUCGUGCUUUACGGCACUUAUUUCAAAUUCGCGACUACGCCUCGAAACAUAUUUUGGCAAAUUCUAGAUUAAAAAAUUGAAACCUGAACUAAAGAACACUCUGGAAUGGCUGAUAGAUGGUCUAGAUUGUAUGGAUUCAGUUGUUAAACCCGUAACUAUU